CUCCAUGAGUCGCAAACUCUGCGCUAGGACUCCCUGUUGGAGAGGCCGGAGUCACUCGGGAAUCAGUGUCACUCAAUGCCCAAGGGGGCAGAGACUCAGGCCCUGCCAGGUCUUCUGCGGUGGAGAGAAAGGAAAGGAUACUGCUUUACAAAACCAGAACUGACCUUCACGUUGGAACAAGGAGAAGAUCCAUGGUUAUUAGAGAAAGAGAAAGGAUUUCUAAGCAGGACCUCCUGAGAAAACUCCCAACCUGAUGAAAUCUCAGAGAAGAGUCAAGAAAAUCAAGGCAAACAUUUGUGACAAGUUUUAUUCACCAAUAAAUUAUUGACUACAGAGUAAGAAAUUUCAGGAAAACCACAUAAUCAGGACAUAAACAUUUUUCCUGCCAGAAUGAUGCCUUUUAAAUGUGACACUGCAGGGUCUGCUUACCAGGGUCUGAGCCCAUUGGCCCCACACUGUCAAUAUUCAAAAGAAAAGGCUUAUGAGCAUAACGUAUGUGACAAAUGUCUCAUCAAUAUUAAGGAUGGCAGAACUAACACUCAAGAGAAAUCUUCGCUUACAGUAAAAUUGUGAAAACCCUCAGUCAUAAGGAGAAAGUUAUUCAACAUCAGAUAAUUCAGACUUUGGGGAAGGAUUUUGAAUAUAAUGAAAGUAGAAAAGCUUUUCUUGAAACGGCUUCCCUUGUUACAUCUAAUAGUACCCACCAUAAAGAAAAAUCUUUCGACUUCAAUAAAUUUGGGGAAAACAGAAAUUGAAAAAAUCAACCUUUAUUAUUCCUCAGAACAUUCAUCAAGAGAAGAGUCACUAUGAGUUUAAAGAUACUGGAAAUCAUUUCUGUAGGAUCACUCUCAAAACUGAUACAGAAGGGAAAUAUUUCAGCCCAAAGUCACACAUUAGAGAACAUCAUAGAAUUCAUAUAGGGAUGAAACCCUUUGAAUAUGGAAAAAGUUUCAACCAUAAUUCAGCCCUCCCAGUGCAUCAGAGAACUCAUGCAACAGAUAAAUCAUCUGAUUAUAACACAUGUACAGAGACAUUCAGCUACCAGUCAACUUUCAGUAUAUAUCAGAAAGCUCACAUAAGGGCAAAACCCUAUGAGUGUAAUGAAUGUGGAAAAUCCUGCUCUAUGAAUUCACACUUGAUUUGGCCUCAGAAAAGUCACACAGGGGAGAAACCCUAUGAAUGUCAUGAAUGCAGGAAAGCCUUCAGUGAGAAGUCAUGCCUAAGAAAACAUCAGAGAACUCACACGGGUGAGAAACCAUAUAAAUGUGAUGGAUGUGAAAAAACUUUCAGUGCAAAGUCAGGCCUAAGAAUACACCAGAGAACCCACAUAGGAGAGAAACCAUUUGAAUGUAAUGAAUGUGGGAAGUCUUUUAACUAUAAGUCAAUCCUCAUAGUACAUCAGAGAACUCACACAGGGGAGAAACCUUUUGAAUGUAGUGAAUGUGGGAAAUCUUUCAGCCGUAUGUCAGGCCUAAGGAAUUGUUGAAGAACUCACACAGGGGAAAGACCAUAUAAAUGUGAUGAAUGUGGGAAAGCAUUCAAACUGAAAUCAGGCCUAAGAAAACAUCAUAGAACACACACAGGGGAGAAGCCCUACAAAUGUAAUCAGUGUGGAAAAGCUUUUGGUCAGAAAUCACAACUCAGAGGACAUCAUAGAAUUCACACAGGGGAAAAACCCUAUAAAUGUAAUCAUUGUGGGGAAGCUUUCAGUCAAAAAUCAAACCUCAGAGUCCAUCACAGAACUCAUACUGAGGAGAAACCUUAUAAAUGUGA
Messenger RNA from Callithrix jacchus (white-tufted-ear marmoset), 1773 nucleotides. It is a transcript of the gene ZNF782, whose product is annotated as zinc finger protein 782. Gene Ontology annotation, molecular function: sequence-specific DNA binding; DNA-binding transcription factor activity, RNA polymerase II-specific. Gene Ontology annotation, cellular component: nucleus. Gene Ontology annotation, biological process: regulation of transcription by RNA polymerase II. The record is from RefSeq and is a predicted model, not a curated record. NCBI's taxonomy places the organism in Eukaryota, Metazoa, Chordata, Mammalia, Primates, Cebidae.